GUCCGCCCUUCUCAAUAUGGCGUCCUCAGUCGGCCAGUGACGUCAGUAAAGAGCGACGCAAGGCUGCUCCACUUGGGGGCGCCAGUGUGCUGCCCGUUUCAUAAGCAGCAGGGAAAGAGGAGCCGAGUAAGUGAGGUGUAGUCGUGGUGUAAAGGACAGAGUGUGAUUCCUGAUUAGUGAAAAAAACAAACAAACACUGAACAACAUCACCAAACAGUGUCGUUGUCAUGUCGCUGACAGGAAGGUCCGUGUGCCUGCUCGGUGCUGUAAGGCGCAGUAUCUGUAUUGGCGCAGUGAGGUCACAGGGCACGGCAGCCACGCAAUCAGGUGUACGUGCAGAAAAAGAUCAGAAAAAUGCAAAGUCCCGGGUGCAGUUUGAUUGGCGAGAUGCUUUGUGUCUUGAUGCCCAAUUGACGGAGGACGAGCUCAUGAUACGAGACAGCUUCCGGUCGUACUGCCAGGAGAAACUGAUGCCACGGAUUACCAUGGCUAAUCGCCAUGAAGUAUUUGACAGGGCGAUUAUAUCGGAGAUGGGAGAGCUUGGUGUCCUGGGAUCUACAAUUAAAGGUUACGGCUGUGCCGGGACGUCCUAUGUGGCGUAUGGGCUGCUGGCGAGAGAGGUGGAGAGGGUGGACAGCAGCUAUCGCUCCGUGAUGAGUGUUCAGUCCUCACUGGUAAUGCAUCCAAUAUAUGCCUAUGGGUCAGAGGAACAAAAGCAAAAAUACCUGCCAGGACUAGCAAGAGGAGAGCUGCUGGGAUGUUUCGGUCUCACAGAACCAAAUCAUGGCAGUGACCCUGCUGGAAUGGAAACAAGAGCUCGACAUAACCCAACCAGCAAAACCUACACACUCAACGGAUCCAAAACUUGGAUCACAAACUCACCCAUUGCCGACCUCUGUGUAGUUUGGGCGGUGUGUGAAGAUGGCAAAGUCCGGGGUUUUUUGAUAGAGAGAGGAACCAAGGGUCUGUCAACCCCCAAAAUAGAGGGAAAGUUCUCUCUACGGGCUUCUGCCACCGGAAUGAUCCUGAUGGAAGAUGUGGAAAUUCCAGAAGAAAAUCUGCUUCCCCAUGUGUCAGGAAUGGGGGGACCCUUCGGCUGUCUGAAUAAUGCCCGCUAUGGCAUUUCCUGGGGUGCUCUGGGUGCUGCAGAGUUCUGUUUCCAUGCAGCACGACAGUAUACAUUAGAUAGGAUUCAGUUUGGAGUGCCGCUUGCCAGGAACCAGCUCAUACAGAAGAAGAUGGCAGACAUGCUGACAGAGAUUACCAUUGGUCUGCAGGCGUGUCUGCAACUCGGACGUCUGAAAGAUGAGGACAAAGCUACUCCAGAAAUGAUCUCUAUUCUCAAGAGGAAUUCAUGUGGAAAAGCUCUGGACAUUGCCCGCCAGGCCCGGGAUAUGCUGGGAGGUAACGGAAUCUCUGACGAAUACCAUAUCAUCAGACAUGUCAUGAACCUGGAAGCCGUGAACACGUAUGAGGGUACGCAUGACGUGCACGCAUUAAUCCUCGGACGGGCGAUUACAGGACUGCAGGCGUUCACUGUGGGCAAAUAACUGUUCUGCUCCAGACCCUGUAGACACACAGUGUGGUGCUGCAAUGGUUACUGAAUGUACUAAUGACGCUCCAGACAGAGCUCCGAGAUUCUACAGUAGUGUUGUAUACUGGGAAAUCCUGCUGGGGAUAAAGAAUGCUUUUCUGUGAAUAGUUACAUUAUCUUUUAUUUUAAAACGUUGCACAAGACAUAUUUAGAAGUAGGGACUUAAUUUCAGAUGUUCCCUACAGUCACAUAGUAAUUUCUCCUUAUAAACUGCAACCCGUCCUUUCUGUUCGCUCUCUGCAGUCACCCAAUAAUUUCUCCUGGUAAAUUGUAACCCGUCCCUUCCUUUCUGAUCUCUCCCUGCAGUCAGCCGAUAAUUUCUCCUGGUAAACUGCAAUCUGUCCCUUCAUUUCCAUUAUUUUUUUUCCAUGUGCUUUGUAACUGAUUUAAUUUUACUACUUUCUAGAUAAAACUUAAUUCCCUGUCCAGAUAA
This is a messenger RNA of Pseudophryne corroboree (corroboree frog), 2027 nucleotides long. It is a transcript of the gene GCDH, whose product is annotated as glutaryl-CoA dehydrogenase. Bases 228 to 1550 code for a protein of 440 amino acids. Lineage: Eukaryota; Metazoa; Chordata; Amphibia; Anura; Myobatrachidae. Gene Ontology annotation, biological process: fatty-acyl-CoA biosynthetic process; fatty acid beta-oxidation using acyl-CoA dehydrogenase. The transcript has 13 exons. The record is from RefSeq and is a predicted model, not a curated record. Gene Ontology annotation, cellular component: mitochondrial inner membrane. Gene Ontology annotation, molecular function: flavin adenine dinucleotide binding; fatty-acyl-CoA binding; glutaryl-CoA dehydrogenase activity.